Cucurbitaria berberidis CBS 394.84 is the source of this 3671-nucleotide messenger RNA. RefSeq names its product Hira-domain-containing protein. Gene Ontology annotation, cellular component: nucleus; HIR complex. Gene Ontology annotation, molecular function: nucleosome binding; protein binding. NCBI's taxonomy places the organism in Eukaryota, Fungi, Ascomycota, Dothideomycetes, Pleosporales, Cucurbitariaceae. Gene Ontology annotation, biological process: chromatin remodeling; DNA-templated transcription; regulation of DNA-templated transcription. Bases 113 to 3235 code for a protein of 1040 amino acids. The record is from RefSeq and is a predicted model, not a curated record. The transcript has 5 exons.
CGUGCAAUUCCACAACCACAACCUCAACUAUUAAUUUUGUUCCCCCCUUCUCUUCUCUCAUGGUCGCGUCAUAGUAUGCUUCAAUUCAACUGCUGAAUUCCUAUACGCGACCAUGCAUCUCAUCAAGCCGCAGUGGUUGACACACCCGGGCGAACUCAAAGACUUCGAAGUAUACAGCUGCCACGUUUCGCCGGACGGAUCGCGUUUGGUUACGGCCGCCGGAGACGGUUACGUCCGAAUAUGGUCCACCGAAGCUAUUCUAAACUCCAACAACCCCGAAUACACGAAGCCAAAGCAGCUAGCAGCUGUGAGCCACCAUUCAGGCACGAUACACGUAGUCCGCUUUUCCUCCAACGGCAGAUAUCUGGCAUCAGGCGCAGACGACAAAAUAGUAUGCGUUUAUGCGCUAGAUAAGAACGCGCCAACACAUGCUGCAUUUGGAUCAAACGAGCCUCCACCGGUCGAAAACUGGCGAGUCAUCCGCCGUCUUAUAGGACAUGACAAUGAUGUACAGGAUCUCGGCUGGUCAUUCGACUCGUCCAUAUUAGUCUCUGUAGGGUUAGAUUCGAAGGUCGUGGUCUGGUCGGGACACUCGUUCGAGAAGCUGAAGACGUUGUCAAACCACCAGAGUCAUGUCAAGGGCAUUACGUUUGAUCCAGCGAACAAAUACUUCGCAACAGCUAGCGACGACCGCACGAUUAAAGUCUAUCGAUUUAAUUCCCCACCGCCGAAUGCGACCCAGCAAGACCAGGUCAACAAUUUCGUCCUCGAACACACCAUCACAACACCCUUUCUCACAUCACCGCUUACCACAUAUUUCCGACGUUGCUCUUGGUCGCCAGACGGAGCACAUAUAGCUGCGGCGAACGCUACAAAUGGACCGGUGAGUUCGGUAGCUAUUCUUGCGCGCGGAACCUGGGAUGGAGACAUCAGUCUGGUGGGCCACGAAGGGCCAGUAGAGGUCACCGCUUUCUCUCCAAGAUUGUUCUACCGAGACCCGCCGAGGCCCGAGCAUGAUGGAAGCGUGUAUCAGCCUACCGUUACGAUUGUCGCAUGUGCCGGACAGGACAAGUGCCUUAGUGUGUGGAAUACGAGCUUCCCUAGACCGUUCAUGAUCUCGCAGGAGCUAGCCAUGAAGUCAAUAUCAGACCUGGCGUGGGCGCCCAACGGAGAGACCCUUUUUGCGACUAGCUUAGACGGAAGCAUAUUGACACUCGUUUUUGAACCAGGAGAGCUAGGAUACCCUGCGUCGCUUAUGGAGAAUGAGAAAACACUUUCGAAGUUUGGUGCGGGCAGAAGAGUCGGAAUUAUCGAGGGUACAGACGCUCUACUUCUAGAAGAGAGUAGCAAAGAAGGGGAAUUGAAAGGUGUGCAGGGCAGGAUGGGUGCUUUGAUGGGUGACGGUGGUGCUGUUCAGCCGCCAACGAUCACAAACGGUACCAAUGGUAUUUUACCUACAACAACUCUCACGAACGGAUCGACUUCUACUGCCCAACCACCGGCUCCCGUCGAGCCACCUCCGGAUCAACGGGUGGAAAAGCUCAAGCAACGAGUGACUGUUACCAAGGAGGGAAAGAAGCGAAUAGCCCCAAUGUUGGUAUCGUCAUCUUCUGGGGUUGGCGCAUCAUCCCUACCACAAACCCAGCUCAUCUCCGCGACGACGACAUCAGGCGGGAGAAGUGAAAACCCGCACAAUAUUCUCGAUUUGUCCAAACCAUACGAUGGAUUCCCCAAGGGGGGAUUGGCGUCAAUGCUGAUCGGGAACAAGAGGAAAUUCGCCGAGAUUGAGGGCGAUGAGGACCGUCAACUUGAACGAAGACUUGCUGCUUCGGUCCGACCUGGAGGCGCAGCUAUAGUUUUGAAUAGCGAGAAUGGCCUCAUCCCACCAGCUGCGGCUCCUCCAGGUGGAAACGAACUGCAGGGGCCUCCGAAAGUCUUACGGCCGGCUAUUGUUAACCCAUCGCUAAGUGUAAGUCAGGUACGAUUGGCUGUGCCCAAAGUCAGAAGUGUCAUCGUGCGGACAAUGGAUGGAAGCGAGCCGCCCCAGAAUGGAGUGGAUGCCAACACUGGGAAGGCGGAGAUACCGGACACUGUGAUCUUGGAAGCACGCAAUGCCACAGGGCCAUCACGGACAGGACGACCUCAAGAUCACGAUCCAACGAGGAUGGCUUGCACAAGUAAGGGUCAGUCCCUCUGGCAAGACUUUCUGCCAAAGGCCGUGCUCUUGGUAACAGGCAACACCAACUUUUUUGCAGCCGCAUGUGAAGACGGUUCAGUGUACGCAUGGUCACCGGCGGGUCGACGGACAAUGAACGCCGUGGUACUAGAAGCGCAGACUGUCAUCAUGGAUUGCCGUGGCUGGUGGUUGAUGUGCAUCAGCGCCGUCGGUAUGUGCUAUAUUUGGAACCUCAAGACCAUGUCCGCACCGCACCCACCGGUCUCAUUAGCGCCCAUUCUCGACAUAGCAGCGUAUGCACAAGGUCCGCACCUUACACGCUCUCCUGGAAUCGUAUUUGCGCGAUUAAAUUCUGGAGGUCGGCUGGUAGUCGCCAUGUCGAACGGCGAGGGGUACACAUACAAUCCCGACAUGUAUAUCUGGCAACGCAUAUCGGAACCCUGGUGGGGUGUUGCCAGUCAAUAUUGGAACUCGACGGACUCAUCAGUCGGCAACAUUAGAUCAUCACAGGACAAGCAUGCGCCGACCGAGAAGGACGAUCAGGUAUCGAUCGAGAACAUCUCCGCCGGUAUUAUACCGUCCCUCGAACGCAACACGACGAACCAGUCUCUCCUCCAGGGUCGAGCAUUCCACCUACAACGACUCAUCAAAGCGCUGAUCUCAGCCGAAGGAUUUGAGGCCUUGGAGAGCUGUGCUAGCAUAGCACAUCUUGAAAACCGGGUCGCUGCUGCGAGGACGCUGGGCGCACGGGAGGAGUUCAAGAUUUACCUGACCAUGUACAUCAAGCGCCUCGGUGCCGAAGGCCUCAAAGGCAAGAUUGAAGAGUUGCUACGCAGCUUGAGUGGCAAUCUCAUCGUCGAGGAUGAGGACGAAAGUGAGGACACGAAGAGCCCUGAGGUGAUUUGUGGGUGGAAGAGAGAAGAGUUACUGAAAGAGGCGGUGCUGAUUCUUGGUAAACACCGUGAUCUUCAGCGCAUAACAGUGCCGUAUGCGCGCCUCCUCGGAAUCGUCACGGAGGGCCAGCGACAAGACGAGCAAGCUAUGAUUACGGACGUGUAGAAUACCCCCUUUUUCUUUCUUACUUCUGUAUCAAAAGUACUUUUGUCCACGUGUGGUUAUGGAAUAGGCGCGCUCUGGUUCGUCAAUAGGCGCGCUUCUGGCGCUCUGGUCCGUCUCGGGAACGCAUAGACAGGUGUAUUAAUAGCGAGGAGGUCGACUUCUGGGCUAAGAUGGACGUCGACUUGACUACGAUCACGACGUUGCAGGGGCAAAUGCAAACCGUCAUUUUGCCUAAGAGGUUGGUUGACGUUCCAUGCAUUCUCGCGAUUUCUCACGAUGUGGUAUCUUCACUCGGCCAGUAUUUGGUGCCUAUGACUCCAACACCUAGUAUUCUACAACCCGCAGUAGUCUGUUUCCACGACCCCAUUAAAAAAAGGUAAAAGAGGACACAAGAUUUCCAAAAGGCUUACGUGCAAGUAAAUCCACUUAUUCAUGC